AUGAAACACGAUAAAUACAUUCAAAUCGAGCUUCAAAAUCACUACAGACAAAUCUCCAAAUGGUUCAAUGUGGGUUUUUUUGGACUUGUGAAUAUAAAAAAUGUGUUCACAAUUUUCAGGACUUGAAAAGCAAUGCGAACACUGAAAAAUUUGAUGCUGAAACGUUGGAACGUUAUAACAAGUUGUCAAACGACUACGACAAUUAUUUGGUCUCGGCUCAAAGAAAAAUCGUAAGUUUGUUUCGGUGGCAAACAUGUUCUACAUCUUGUGAGUUUUUCAGAAUUGCUUCGGUUCUGAUUUCAUCGGAAAAAAUUUCAAUCAACAAUUUGAUGAGGUUAUUCAACUUUUCACCAGAGCUCGCAAUAUUUACAACGUAAACAUUUUUUUUUGAAAUUUUAAAAUAAAUAAAUGUUUAUUUUUUAGGAAGUCUACGAGAUCAUUUACAUCACUUCUGCUUGA
Caenorhabditis angaria is the source of this 459-nucleotide messenger RNA. NCBI's taxonomy places the organism in Eukaryota, Metazoa, Nematoda, Chromadorea, Rhabditida, Rhabditidae. The record is from the annotation of a GenBank genome assembly.